CUCACCUCGUGGGAAAUCCCGGUCAAGCCUUUUUCAUUUGCUGCAUUCAUACGACACCACAGAAAAGCUGGAUACCAUCGAUGGUUAAAGUCUUAAAUCUAUGAGCUGUUGCCAAACACGGAACAAAAUGAAGGAUAAAACAAAGCCGAAAAUUUCGCGUGAUUUUAGUGUUAUCAGCACUACCAGUACGCUCAUGGAGCGACCCAAGCUGUCUGAGAUAAUACAACAGGUCCGGUGCGAAGAGGAGCAGAGGUUGUGCUAUCUAGAAGAUGAGAAUGGUGACCAUACCCUCAGGUGCCACGAUUUUCUGAAUGUCAAAUUCCAAGAGGUCAAACUGCCUGACUGUCGACCGUUUCUGGAAGUCCACGGCACGAACCAUCACGACGAGGAAGAUGGAGCACGGAGUUUAGGAUCCCAAUUAAGAGCAAAUGAUGAGCUCUUAGGAAUCAUUGAGGGGCCAGAUAAAAUGAACGAUGAAGUUACAGCUGUCCUCGACAUGGGACCAUCCGAAUUUAUUGAAUAUGUUCAAGAAUCCGUCAAAGAACUGGAGGAAUUCAUAAUGAUCUUUCGACGGAGAGAAAAAAAUCCCACCAAUGAAGCAAGACAAUUCAUCUACUUCAAACUUACCAUCCAGAUAAAUCACACUGCUUCCGGGUACCACGAAAUAACCCGAAUUAGCUGGGAGAGGCUGGAAGCAAGUAUUGUCAUUGAUGAUGGUGAUAAAAUAUGGGACAUCGAACCUGAGCCAACGUCUUCCACUUACUAUGUCCAGUGUGCAGCUAACGGACAGUAUUUGACACCAUACGGAUUAACGGAAAAAGAACAUCAGUUAUUUAUAUCAAGUUACCAUGGGCACCAUGGAAGGACUGGAGAAAUAGAAAAUGUCGUAGUCAUCGAAGACUAUGAACGGGGAUAUAUACUAGAAGCUUUUCCCAGAAGUAAAACGGUGAUUUUCAACCCUCAGACUAGCUCCGAUGGUGCGGUUAGCUUAAGCAAUGACACUCCUGCUGAGGAAUGGAUGUUUAAAUGCAUGCGCAUACGGAAAAAUGUCUUCUGUUUAGAAUCUUUAAAGUUAAAAGGGUAUUUCGUCAAGGUUAAUGGCAACAAAUUAAUUUUGCGAAAGGACGUGGAUUUUCAAGAUCCCGAGUUUCAAUUUGAAUUUUAUGAAGUGAAAAAAGUGAUGCCUCAUUACAGAGAGUGGCCAUCUUCUUCCUAUCCAAAUGAAACGGUCGACAAAGAUAUAGAAGAAGAUAUAGACGGUUUUGAGGUUAUGAUUAAACCAGAGGAAACAAAGCCCGUGGAAAACGGUACUACUGGGACUAAUAACGAUUCUGGGCCAGUAGAAACUAACCACACAAAGCCUGAUAUUGUGCCUGGGCCAAUAGAAACCGAGGACACAAAAAGUGAUAUUGUGCUUGGACCAGAAGAAACUGACGAUAGAACAAGUGGUGUCAAGCCUAGGCCAGUGAAUACAGAUGAAAUGGUAUUAAGUCCAUUGAAACCAGAAGACAAUUUGAGAAUCCCAAAGAGAAGUCGAUUGAAAGCGUGUUUCAGCUGUUGUUGGACUUUUUUGAAGAAAAGAAAUCGCUAAGUAACAUCAUUGAAGACUGACACUGUUUAUCGAAACUAUGUCUACGGCGAAAUAAUGUAAUUGAUUACUGACUUUUGCUUCAGUGUUCAAUCUAAUAUUUUUACAAUUGUGUACAGAACUUGUAGAUGCAGGGUCCCUUAAUGAAAAAGUAGUGCGUCCUUACACGCUUGUUUAUGUUAACAGUGACUUGUAAAUAUUUGUUUUUUCUUUCUUCUUUUUUUUAGAUUUAUUUAUGUCAAUAAAUUCGGGCACAGACUCGUAAUGCACUUUUUA
Messenger RNA from Lingula anatina, 1864 nucleotides. RefSeq lists its product as uncharacterized. Lineage: Eukaryota; Metazoa; Brachiopoda; Lingulata; Lingulida; Lingulidae. The record is from RefSeq and is a predicted model, not a curated record.